GGGAAUUCCGGCUGAGCCGCCUGUACUUGUAUUUGAACGAGAUGUCUGUGCCAGCCAUCACUGUCGAGGAGCCAGCGACAAACUCGCCCGAUGUCGAGAUUCAGAAUCCCGAUGCGACGUCCCGCGAGCGAUCGCUGAGCAAUCUAACGGCGGUGGACAGCGAGUAUACCGGUCGCGAUCGAGCGAUGAGCGGCAGCACAAUGGCAGCCAGCAGCGCCGGGCUCGAGGUUCCAAAGGAGAAAGGCAAGCCAUCGUCAAGCGAAGCGCCGAGUGUCUUUUCAGCGGACGAGCAGGGUGAGGCGCUGCGGCCAGACCCAGGGACAGAGGCGGAUUUCCAGGUCGACAAUAACCCGUUCGCGUACUCGCCGGGGCAACUGAAUAAACUGCUGAAUCCGAAGUCGCUGGCGGCUUUACUUGCACUGGGGGGAUUGUCUGGACUCGCAAAUGGGCUUCACACGGAUCUGAGCACGGGUCUGACGGAGGAAUCGGCAGCUGAUGGGACGCAUACUGCUGGUGCAGGGUCAUCAGGGAAUGGCUUUACUGAGCGGAUCCGCGUCUUUAAACAGAACGUUCUCCCCGAGAAGAAAGCGACGCCGUUAUGGAAACUGAUGUGGCUGGCCUACAACGACAAGGUGCUGAUCUUGCUGACCGCAGCGGCAGCAAUUUCAUUGGCACUGGGAUUAUAUGAGACAUUUGGAGUUGAGCACGAGCCGGGCUCUGGAAUGCCACUGAACUGGGUCGAGGGAUGUGCGAUCUGCGUUGCAAUUGUGAUUGUGGUCAUGGUGGGCUCGUUGAACGACUAUCAGAAGGAGCGCGCGUUCGUCAAACUCAACAAGAAAAAGGAGGACCGUGAAGUGACCGUGGUUCGAUCAGGCAAGUCUCUGAGGAUAUCGGUUCAUGAUAUAUUGGUUGGCGACAUUCUUCACUUGGAGCCUGGAGAUCUGGUGCCAGUCGACGGCGUUUAUAUCGACGGACAUAAUGUCAAAUGUGACGAGUCGUCUGCCACUGGUGAAUCAGACCAGCUGAAGAAGACCGGGGCAGACCAGGCUCUUCGUCUACUGGAGCAGGGACACAGUAAACAGCAAGACAUGGACCCGUUCAUCAUCUCUGGUAGCAAAGUGCUAGAGGGCGUUGGCACAUGCCUUGUCACCUCCGUGGGCGUCAACUCGAGCUAUGGAAAGAUCUUAAUGGCCAUGCGUCAGGACAUGGAGGCGACGCCAUUGCAGAAGAAGCUGGAUCGAUUAGCCGGUGCUAUUGCUAAACUGGGAGCCAGUUCUGCCAUCUUUCUAUUUUUUAUCUUGCUAUUUCGCUUUCUAGGAACGCUUUCGGACAAUCCUCGCACUAGCACGGAAAAAGCAUCACAAGUUAUCGACAUCCUGAUUGUUGCUAUUACAGUCAUCGUCGUCGCUGUUCCUGAAGGCCUUCCACUGGCAGUGACUCUGGCACUGGCCUUCGCAACCACGCGCAUGGUCAAACUGAAUAACCUCGUUCGAGUGCUGAAAUCAUGCGAGACAAUGGGGAAUGCAACAACAGUCUGCUCUGACAAAACUGGAACUCUCACGACAAAUAAAAUGACAGUCGUGACUGGAACGUUUGGAGACGACGACUUUGACGACAAGAACCAGACUGGAAAGGAACGACGCUCAACGGCCUUUGCAAGCUCACUCACACCGGAACAGAAACGGGCAAUUAUCGAAUCUGUUGCAAUCAAUUCGACUGCCUUCGAGGGUGAAGAGAACGGUAUGCCUGGCUUCGUUGGCUCCAAGACCGAGACUGCACUGUUAGGGUUUGCCCGGGAUGUCUUGGGGAUGGGAUCACUCGCAGAGGAACGGGCCAAUUCGACAGUUGUCCAGUUGAUGCCCUUUGAUUCCGGCCGGAAAUGCAUGGGAGCUGUCGUCAAACUGCCGAAUGGGACAUACAGAUUCCUUGUCAAGGGCGCUUCGGAGAUCCUACUGGGAUAUAGCACAUCUCUCUGGAUGCCAACAGGCCAGAUUGAACUCGGUUCUGGUGAACGUGAGAAGCUGGAACAGGUUAUCCUAGACUAUGCAAAGCAAUCACUUCGCACUAUUGCCUUGGUCUCGCGGGACUUUGCAGAGUGGCCACCGAAACACGCACUGAACCCCGAUGAUGAGUCCGAGGCAGACCUUGGUCUUUUACUAGCCGACAUGGCUUUCCUGGGAGUUGUUGGCAUUCAAGAUCCUAUCAGACCUGGUGUCCCAGAGGCCGUGGCAAAGUGUCAUCAUGCUGGGGUGACGGUUCGCAUGGUCACCGGAGACAACAUGGUAACGGCCAAAGCCAUUGCAACUGACUGUGGCAUCUACACUGGGGGAGUAGUUAUGGAGGGGCCUCGCUUUCGAACACUGUCAGAUGCCGAAUUCGACGAUGUUCUACCUAGACUGCAGGUCCUUGCCCGCUCAUCACCGGAAGACAAGCGAAUCUUAGUUACAAGGUUAAGAGGACUGGGAGAGAUUGUUGCAGUAACAGGCGACGGCACCAACGACGGCCCUGCACUCAAGGCCGCCAAUAUCGGAUUUUCCAUGGGUAUUUCAGGCACAGAAGUGGCCAAGGAGGCUUCGGCUAUUGUUCUCAUGGACGACAACUUUGCAAGUAUUCUCACAGCCCUGAUGUGGGGACGAGCUGUCAACGACGCCGUACGCAAGUUCCUGCAGUUCCAGAUCACCGUCAAUAUCACUGCCGUUCUAUUGACAUUCAUCUCUUCCGUGGCGGACUCCGAAAUGCGCUCUGUCCUGACGGCUGUGCAGCUGCUGUGGAUUAAUCUCAUCAUGGACUCUCUCGCUGCCCUCGCAUUAGCAACCGACCCUCCCACCGAAGAAAUCCUCGACCGCAAGCCCAUCAAAGGCGGCGCCCCUCUGAUUUCAACCACAAUGUGGAAGAUGAUAAUCGGACAGUCCAUAUUUCAGCUGAUCGUAACGCUAAUCCUGCACUUCGGCCCCAGGGAGCAAUUCCUCGACUACCCAGACGACAUCCGCCGCUCGAUUGUCUUCAACACCUUCGUCUGGAUGCAGAUAUUCAACGAGUUCAACAACCGGCGUCUAGACAACAAAUUCAAUAUCCUGGCCGGUCUGCACAGGAACUGGUUCUUCAUCGGGAUCAACUGUAUCAUGGUUGGCUGCCAGAUCGUCAUUGCAUUCUUCGGCGGUGCUGCCUUCAGCAUUGUACGCAUCUACGGUGAACAGUGGGCGAUUUGCAUUCUUGUCGCCGCUAUUUCCCUCCCCUGGGCAAUUGUUGUGCGGAUAUUCCCUGACCCUUGGUUCCACGCCAUUGCGAAGUUUGUCGGGACUCCAGUCGUGCUUGUAUACCGUCCUCUGAGCCGGGGGAUGCACCGACUGGGAAGGAAGAUAAAAAGUCUGCGAAAGAAGAAUGUUGAAGAGGAAAGCUCAGAGGAUGAAGAUCAGGAGCCCUCAGACAGCAGCUUCAACCCUGAGACCGAGAAGCACGACGAUAGAAAUGUCUGAUACGCCAUCAUCUUAUGAAUUCCCUUUCUUGUGCUUUUCGCCGCGUGUUUAAUAACGUUGGAUUGGCACCAUUGUUAAUAGCAUGCCUAAGAUUGAGUUUUAAAUAAUACGGUUAUUAUGGUUA
Aspergillus versicolor CBS 583.65 is the source of this 3600-nucleotide messenger RNA. RefSeq lists its product as uncharacterized. Lineage: Eukaryota; Fungi; Ascomycota; Eurotiomycetes; Eurotiales; Aspergillaceae. The record is from RefSeq and is a predicted model, not a curated record. Bases 42 to 3476 code for a protein of 1144 amino acids. Gene Ontology annotation, molecular function: ATP hydrolysis activity; P-type calcium transporter activity; ATP binding. Gene Ontology annotation, cellular component: intracellular membrane-bounded organelle; membrane. Gene Ontology annotation, biological process: calcium ion transmembrane transport; intracellular calcium ion homeostasis. The transcript is spliced from 3 exons.